Molecule: messenger RNA, 2536 nt
Organism: Manihot esculenta (cassava)
Lineage: Eukaryota; Viridiplantae; Streptophyta; Magnoliopsida; Malpighiales; Euphorbiaceae
Product: general transcription factor 3C polypeptide 5
Exons: 15
Coding region: 245-1963 (572 amino acids)
Biological process (GO): transcription initiation at RNA polymerase III promoter
Cellular component (GO): transcription factor TFIIIC complex
Source: RefSeq, a predicted model, not a curated record
GGCUCUUAUAGUCUUUUCUCUCCCUGUUCUCUUUCCCUCUUCGCGGCAGAAGACAGAUUGUUACCGUCUUGAGUUUCUCUCAGGAACGCCACUUCCUCCAUCAUCGAUUCAUAAAUAGUUCAACACCCACCUGAGCUAAGCUCCUUCUCCUCCUCCCUUUUCUUUUUCACUGUAACGGCCCUCCCCGGUGGCUUCCGAGGUUGCUCACCGCCCUUCUCACAGUGCACGUGGCAGUAUCUAUAACAUGGGAGUGAUAAAAGAUGGAAAAGUGUCUGGAAUUAUACCAGGCAAUGAGGCAUUCGCGGUGCAUUACCCUGGAUAUCCUUCUUCCAUGUCUCGCGCCAUUCAAACUCUUGGAGGCACCCAAGCAAUUCUUAAGGCUCGUAGCUCGCAAUCGAACAAGUUGGAGCUCUUUUUCCGGCCGGAGGAUCCUUAUUCACAUCCUACAUUUGGAGAGCUUCGUGCCUGUAGUAAUCUGUUGUUGAAAAUAUCUAAAAAGAAGUCAAGUUCUUCCAUUAAUUCACCCAAUUCGGCCAAUAAGUCAGAAGCUGAAUCAUGUGUUGAGACAGAAGUUUGUGCUGAUAUUGUUGCUCGGAUUCCUGAGGCUUAUCAUUUUGAUGGAAUGGUGGACUACCAGCAUGUUGUUGCAGUUCAUGCUGAUGCUGCCAGGAGGAAAAAGAGGAAUUGGACAGAAAUGGAGGAACCACACUUUGAAAAGGCUGGCCUCAUGGAUUUUGAUCAGGAGGAUGUGAUGAUUCUAUUGCCUCCACUUUUUACGACCAAGGAUUUUCCUGUGAAUUUAGUGUUGAAACCACCAGCCAUUGCAAGUUCAAAAAAGAAACAAGAAGAAGCUGUAGAGAGCCAUGUUGAGAUGAACCUAGAGCCUGCCCUUGCUAUUGAUUUUAACAUUAAAGAGAUUCCUAAAGAGAUAAAUUGGAAGGCAAAUAUAAUACAGGGCACAGAUCUGUGGGGGUGGCAGAUGGCAGUAUCUGAUCUGUUUGAGGAGCGACCAAUAUGGCCCAAGGAUGCACUGACUGACCGCUUACUUGAUAAAAACUUGAAAUUUACCCAUCAGACACUUAGAAGACUUCUGCUUGCAGUUGCAUACUACUUUUCAGGUGGACCAUUUCUCAGAUUCUGGAUCAAAAAAGGAUAUGAUCCCCGUAAAGAUCCUGAGUCUCGCAUAUAUCAGAGAAUUGACUUUCGAGUACCACCUUCCUUAAGAAGCAAUUCUGAUGCUAAUGCUGCUAAUAGCUUGAAGCAGAAAUGGGAGGAUUUAUGCAAAUUUCAAGUUUUCCCUUACAAAUUCCAAACAUCAUUGCAACUAUCUGAACUUGAUGAUGAUUACAUUCAACAAGAGAUAAGAAAACCUCCAAAGCAAACCACUUGCACUUAUGGAACAGGAUGGUUCACACAGCAUGUUCAUGAUAGCUUCAGACAUCGUGUGAUGGUGAGGUUCCUAUCAGUAUACCCAAAACCUGGUGCAGCUAAGCUGCUAAAAGCUACUUCUGAAGACUUUGAAAAGUCAAAGAGGGCAUGCAUUUUUAAAGAUGGCUUAAAACCAGAUCAACAACAACAGCGAAUUAGUAAAGAAGUCAUAGUUGAUGAAGCAAAUGAGAAUCAAAACAAUGUUGAUGAAGCAAAUGAGAAUCAAAACAAUGUUGAUGAAAGUGAGAUGGAUGACAUUGAGGUUGAUGAUCCUGAAGAGGAAUUGGAUGCAUAUGAAGAACUGGAUCUGGCUGGUGAGGAUGAUGAAACCUCAUUCCAAUCACAUUCAUUCCUAUAUUACCUGGGUAUAGAUCUGGAGGACAACUCAAGAAGCUAUCUGCAAGAGCUCUUUGAUAGCUUUCAACCAGUGGAUGGCAGUGGUGAUCAAUUACAAGAUGCUGACACUAGUGAUGGAGAAUAUCAGAUUUAUGAGCAAGAUGAUGAUUGUGGCAACCCUGAUGAUGAUGAUGAUUGACAUGCUCACAUCAGUGUACACAGCAAAAUUUCAAUAGCUGCCCGGAUAGUCAAAAGGCACAACCUGUCACCAGACGGCCGGAACAGCCUCAUCAGGCUGCUGGAAUUACAAAUGCUUUGCUGCAAAAAAAAAUACUCAUGAACGUGAAAGAUCAGACAAUGAGUUACCAUCCUGGAAAUUGCACGUGACGAUUCGAUUGAUAUGCUGUUAUACUUGGUGGAGUAAAGUAAACAACAGAAUCAUCUAAUAUCAUGAUCAGACCUUGGAAGAGUGUGGAGCAUAGAGUUAUCAAUUUGAUGUUAGAAUGGAAUCAUCUGACGAUGAUUGAUAUUUUCUUAUUUGGUUUAGUGAUUAAAUUUCUCCCUUUCUGUAUCAACUCCUUUGUUCCUCCCACUCUCUUACCUCUACCAAGAGAGAGCAACAAUGUCUCUUCCUAAGCUCUCAUUGCCAAUGGGCUUAAAUCUCCAAUAAUUAUAAUAUAAUCGUGGUAUGUAAAAUAAUAUUAUUAUAAUUUUUAUUUACUAUAAUCAAUAUUCAACCGCUCCAAUACUCAAAUUUCCUUAUUCCUUAUGA